AUGCACUAUUAUGGGGAGCGAUAUAAACACCUAUACCUGCCGGGAUCGAGCUACAUCACUGAAAGCCUCCAGCAGUGCAUGCCCCAGCCUGAUGCAUGCAGCACCACAUGCCACCCACUGAGCGUGAUCAAGAGCCCGAUGCCCAGAUGGCAAAGCUAUGUGCAACCUUUCACUUACGUCUGCUCACAGCCGACUGUGACCCAGAGCCAGCUGCUGUCUUGCCAGCCCUAUGUCCAGCCAUGCGUCCUGCUGUGCCCUGAGCCCUGCGAGACCACUCGCCUGCUGCCUUGCAGGAAGCCCAGCGUGAAGCUGAGCACGACGCAGAGUUUCCAGCCCUGUGAGAAUGGCCACUACGAGAAGAAGCGUGUGGCCAAGAGCCUCCCACCCUGUGCACCCAGGUGCCCAGAGCCAGGCAAGCUGAGGUUCCCACCAUGUGGGAUCAAAUACUCGGCCUCCUGCAAGGAUGAGCGUUCAUCACAGAAGAUAUCCAGAUGCUCGUCUCAGCGGUAUGGCACGGAGCUCCGGUCCCUGCAGGGGUUGACCGGCGGCUAUUCCCCACCGCUGCGGGGAGUCACUGAGUGUCCCCCGCAGAAGUACGUGACACAGUGCUUUCAGCAGGAAUAUGUGAGCACGUUCCCUCACCAGAAGUGCACGAAGGGGUACCCGACACAGGAGUGCAUCACCACCUACACCUCGCAGCAGAAUGGAACCAAGAGCUUGCAGCAGCCACAGGUGCCUAAGUGCCCCCCCGGCACCAGAAUAAAGGAGAGCUCAUCACAGCAACGCGUGACCAAGUGCUCACUGCUGCAGGAGGGGGUCAAGCACAAGAGCUCAUCCAUGCAGCACAUCAGCAAGUCCAAGUGCCUCCACUCGUGUGCCAACCAGCACUCGCCACGGCACCACUCAGGGGGGGUGAAGCGUUCGAGCCACCCCAAGAAGAGCCGCUGUGCUUCGAAGUGGCUCUGGUGA
Messenger RNA from Oxyura jamaicensis (ruddy duck), 969 nucleotides. RefSeq lists its product as uncharacterized. Lineage: Eukaryota; Metazoa; Chordata; Aves; Anseriformes; Anatidae. The record is from RefSeq and is a predicted model, not a curated record. The transcript has a single exon. The coding region runs from base 1 to 969 and encodes 322 amino acids.